CAAAGUACGAAGAAGCACGUUGGUGAAAUACAGCAGAUUUGAAAGCACACCAGAUUCGAGAUAUACUACAAAUCCUUUGUGAUAGAGAAGAUCCUUGAAGAUGACUCUGAGUGAAAAGCACGAAGGGGACGAUAAAGGUUGAACCUGAAAGACCUAUGCUUAUUCAAGCACGAAGGAGAGAAGGAGACAGACGAAGGUUGAAGGAGCGCAGGAGUCUUGCAGAUCGAUUAGGAUGGGUGAAGGGAAUUGACAAAUCUUUAUUUUUUCUGAGAGAGAAACAAGGAUUGAUAGCGAGCCGAGUCUCCCUCCUCUCACACCUCAGUCGGGCAGCUUCCACCACCGCCUCCCUGCGCUGCGCCGGAAACGAAAACCAGUCCUAACCUCAAAGCUCAUAUCGCAUUGUAGUUGAAUUGCCCGGAAUGCCAUUGUAUAAAAGGAAGCCAUUUGCUUUGUUGGAAAAACCCACCGAUUUGAACCCCAAUGAGGAGGUCUUCCAAGUCAGAUUCACAAAAGAAAUCUUUAGGGAUUAUGGUGAUUAUUUGAAGCGGAUGAAUAUGUAUCAACAAAGGGUAUGGUCAUGCAAAUUGUCAGGGAAGAAUUGCUUGACCUAUGAGGAAGCGCUCCUUUCAGAGAAGGAGUCUGGUGAAGAAUUGCAACUGUUUCCCAAGGAACUUCUAGCCCCUGUACUUCGAGAUCUUCAAUUCAGUAUGUUGAGUUUAAACGAUCUUGUCAACAAAAUUGCCAUUAAGCUUCAAGGCCGUUCAUCAGUGGGUUCCAUUCUUUAUGGAAGGAAAAAUGGUAGUAUUCAUAGUUGUAGGAUUUUAAAAGUUGUAGAGGAGGAUGGGAAAGCACAGUAUGAGGUUGAGUGGAUGGACAUAUAUGAUAAUGACAAAUCUGAAAUUACAUUUGUGAAGGAAGAGGAGUUGAUAAGGAAAAAGCUGCCUUAUAUUAGAGGCGUUCUUAAAGUUUUAAUCAGAGAGUCUACAUAUCGCAGCAUUCCCUGGGUCUUACAUGAUAAGUUGGCAGAUGAGCAUGAGAUUCCUACUCACCCUCCUCCAGAGUUAGAAAACAAAAUUUCUCUCAAGGAUGGUUUAGUUGUUGUUAAUAAAAAGAGAAAGAAUGGUGAAACUAUACAAACUGAUGUGGACAGAGAAAAUAAUGGGUGGACAGAUCCUAAGCGGAAGAAUUUUAUCAGAAAGAGUUCUAAUGCCUUAACAACUGCGGAGACUGGUAAUGAUGAAAACAAAAACUUGGAUGUGGUGUCUGUUAGAUAUCCAAUUGAUGAUUUACUGGUACAGCCUUCAGAAAGUGACAAACAGUUAACUGAACGUCCUUCUCCUUCUCGGGAUUUCCAUGCGCCUAUGCAUUGUGUUGGGGAACUAUUGAUGGUUUGGGAGUUUUGUACAACAUUUGGCAAAUUUUUGCAAUUGUCACCAUUUUCCCUUGAAGAUUUUGAGAAUGCCGUGUGUCAUAGUGACAGCAAUGUUGUUCUCAUUGUAGAAUCCCACGCAGCUCUUCUUCGUGUGUUAAUGAAUGACCAUGUGGGCUAUUUCUUCACUACACAAAAGAAAAAGAGAAAGUCCAAGAUCACGUUAAUUACUUGGACAGAGUAUUUGUGUGACUUCUUGGAAAUGAUGGGCAUUGCUAAGUUGUGUGCUCAUAUCUCUACAAUCAAACGCGGUCAUUAUGGCCUUCUGGAUGUUAGCAUUAAAUUAAAGAUCCUUGGGGAACUAGUUGCUCAAACCUGUAUGCUAGGCCUUUUUAAGGAGAAGUUGGAUGAGGAUAUUGAGAAGCGGAUGGCACUGGCAGCCGCACGGAGAGAUGAAGCUUUGGAAGAUGGUAGAAAUAGGAGAGAGGAAAAAGAGCGUUCUAAUCAUCCACCUGCUCUAAAUAUUGGAGGAGAGGUACACAUCAAAGCUAUCAACCACAAUAGGAAAAAUGGAGCACUUUCUAAUGAAAGAAAGGAGAACGGGACCUCUUCUAAUUCGAAACAUUUAUCAGAGGACAGUGAGGGGGAGCAAGUUGAUAUUACAUUAAGGAAUUCUAUGAAAAAGAAGUUAAAUGUGAAAGAUGCUGCAGAGAGCAGUAAUAAUUCAUCAAAGAAGGCUGUUUUCAAGAAUGGGAUAAAGAAAGUAAUGCAAAAGCAUAGCAAGGACCAAAAGCAAAGGGUUGCACACAAGCUACUGAAGAAUCAAAUAAAGGAAACAAUAGAAAGCAGGAGUAAGGAGCAAAGGAAGGAGUAUCUUGAUCGAGAAAUAGAAAAGAGAAUUAUACGCACCAGUCCGCUGGGGAAAGAUAGAGACCAUAAUAGAUACUGGUUUUUCAGACGUGAAUCAAGAAUAUUUGUUGAGAGUUCUGACUCCAUGCAGUGGGGAUAUUAUUCUUCAAAGGAGGAGCUCGAUGCUUUGAUUGGUUCACUUAAUGUGAAGGGUGUAAGGGAGAGGGCUCUCAAAAAGCAACUAGAGAAGUUUUAUGACAAAAUAAUCCUGGAAAUUCAGAAGACAUCAAAAGAGGCAACCCAUGAAAGUUGUAAAGAAGACUCUGUAGUUCGGAGGUCAACCCGAGUUCGUGCCCCACCGGGAGAAAAUCCUGCUCUUGCAUUCCUUAAGUACGCAAACUCGUGGAAGGAAGAAAAAAGUGCAAAGAAAAAAUCCAGAACGUUUGAUGGGAUAUGCAGAACCACGAAUACACACACGGAUCUGGAAAAGAAUUAAAUUUUUUCUUUUUUUUUUCAUUUCUUCGGGUCAUCGUUAAAAGCCGGCCAUUCUAUGGUGAUGUACCUAUUUUUGAGUUUGGGUGUUUUGAUCUCCACAUCCACGGAUGGUGAUAGAAGCCAAGUUGGAUCCAUUCCACUCCAGUAUGUUUUUGGUAAUAGUUCAGGGUGGGGAUUUUCUUCAUUUUUUUUGUAGAUACGGCUUAAGCAGCUUGGUU
Molecule: messenger RNA, 2931 nt
Organism: Cuscuta campestris
Lineage: Eukaryota; Viridiplantae; Streptophyta; Magnoliopsida; Solanales; Convolvulaceae
Source: the annotation of a GenBank genome assembly